Molecule: messenger RNA, 484 nt
Organism: Porites lobata
Lineage: Eukaryota; Metazoa; Cnidaria; Anthozoa; Scleractinia; Poritidae
Source: the annotation of a GenBank genome assembly
AGGAGAUGGAAAACCAGACUGCCGAGUCCCAAGUCUUGCCUGAGUUGGAACAAUUGUCUACUGUUGAGGUAAAGCCUUCCCACGACAUUAAACAAUGUUUAAGAAAGAUCGUCGAUGAAAAUAGAAUUGGUUAAUUAGGUUUCUACUUUCGAGAGGCUGGUAAACGGCAUCUCCGUUUGUUAGAUGGUGGUGAUGACUUUUUGACGUGUUUGUUACUUAACAUUAAAAACUAAAUGCGAGGGGUCGUUUUCUGAUUUGUGACAGGAGUUGCGAGGGAAAGCCUUCGUGGAAAAUUGUUGUAAAAGAUAGAUAAUUAGGCCUCAACCCUUGUCUUGAAAUUUAAUUUCGAAGUUUUGUGCCGUUGAAUGUUGUUUCAUGAUUUAUUUUGAGGCGGGACGAGAAAGGGAACCUCAAACUUGAAGAUGUAGGAUCGUCCGCUGGAUCCGACGACCCUCGAGAACAGGUGAGACAUCAUAUUUUGUAG